AUGAAUACACUCAUUUUAUUCUUCAAAAACUCACACAACGAUCUCUUUACCAACUCAUGUCUUUUGUCUGUGCAAAAUGUGUCGUUCCGUUACAACGAUAGUACGCCCCACAUUUACAAAAAUCUCGAGUUUGGUAUCGAUUUGGACACUCGUCUUGCUCUUGUAGGCCCCAAUGGAGCCGGAAAGUCAACGCUAUUGAAAUUGUUGUAUGGCGAUCUGCAACCAACAUCCGGAAUGAUUCGUAAGAAUUCACAUUUGCGCAUAGCCAGAUAUCAUCAGCAUUUGCAUGAAUUGUUGGAUUUGGAUGCCUCUCCAUUGGAGUACAUGAUGCGAGCUUUCCCAGAAGUAAAAGAACGCGAAGACAUGCGUAAAAUUAUUGGUCGAUAUGGAUUGACUGGCAGACAACAAGUUUGCCCAAUUCGUCAGCUUUCUGAUGGUCAACGGUGUCGUGUUGUGUUCGCAUGGCUUGCUGGGCAAACACCUCAUUUGCUUCUACUUGACGAACCUACCAAUCACUUGGAUAUGGAAACCAUUGACGCUCUCGCUGAAGCCAUCAAUGACUUUGACGGUGGAAUGGUGUUGGUGAGUCACGACUUCCGUCUUAUCAAUCAAGUUGCCGAAGAGAUUUGGAUUUGCGAGAAAGGCACCGUUACCAAAUGGAACGGCAACAUUUUGGAUUACAAAGAUCACUUGAAAUCGCACUGCGUCACCAAUGAUAAGGAAAACGGCAAGCAAAAAUAG
Molecule: messenger RNA, 741 nt
Organism: Sitodiplosis mosellana (orange wheat blossom midge)
Lineage: Eukaryota; Metazoa; Arthropoda; Insecta; Diptera; Cecidomyiidae
Product: ATP-binding cassette sub-family F member 2-like
Exons: 3
Coding region: 1-741 (246 amino acids)
Molecular function (GO): ATP binding; ATP hydrolysis activity
Source: RefSeq, a predicted model, not a curated record